Lycium barbarum (goji berry) is the source of this 2468-nucleotide messenger RNA. RefSeq names its product disease resistance protein RUN1-like. Bases 1337 to 1942 code for a protein of 201 amino acids. Gene Ontology annotation, molecular function: protein binding. NCBI's taxonomy places the organism in Eukaryota, Viridiplantae, Streptophyta, Magnoliopsida, Solanales, Solanaceae. Gene Ontology annotation, biological process: defense response. The record is from RefSeq and is a predicted model, not a curated record. The transcript has 3 exons.
CAUAAUUGUCCUGUAUGAAGAGGUAAUUCAUCUAUUUCUUGGUUUCCCAGUCAAGUACCUAAUGGGUCAAAAUUGUGAUACUGCUUAGCUUGUCCCACUUUGUUAUGGUUGGCUAUUGAUUUUGAUUUGUCUAUUGAAUUUUUUUCAAAUAUCAAAGUUUUAUUUACUUGUUUUUUCUCCUAACUGUUGUUUAUGCUAAAAAUUUGUAGGCAUGAAUAGAAAUUUAUUGAAAAAAUUAUAGAACAAGUCCAACAAGAGGUCAACCAGGCACCUCUUGAUGUUGCUUGGUACCCAGUUGGAGUAGAUUCUCGUGUCCAAGAUAUAGAGUUGUUAUUGCAAAGUGGAUGUGAACAUGAAGUACACAUGGUUGGUAUAUAUGGUGUUGGUGGAAUUGGAAAAACAACUUUGGCAAAAGCUAUCUACAAUCGAAUAUUUCAACAUUUUGGUAGUAGUUACUUCCUUUCAAAUGUUAGAUCAGAAACUGAAGCAUUUGGUCUGGCCAAGCUGCAAGAGGAACUCCUUCGUCAAAUUCUCAAAACUAAGGAGUUUAAAGUUAGCAGUGUUGCUGAAGGCACCAAUUUAAUCAAAUCAAGACUCGGAUCAAAAAAAGUUCUAAUUAUUCUUGAUGACGUGGACCAUAUAAGCCAAUUAGAAUCUUUAACAAGAGAAAGAGGUUGGUCUGGUUUGGAUAGUUUAAUUAUUAUUACAACCCGAGACAAGCAUUUGCUAUGUGGGCUCGGCUCAGAGAAAAUGAGAGAUACGAGGCCAAACUAUUAUAUUCAUAUGAGUCUCUCAACUUUUUUCUUGUCAUGCUUUUAAAAGUCUUUCUCCACCACAAGAAUAUGAUGAGCUGGCACAAGAUGUAAUCAAAUAUUCAGGUGGGCUACCAUUAGCUCUUGUGACAUUAGGGGCACAUCUGCGAGGGAGAUCUGUAGAAGAGUGGAGAUACGAAAUCCAAAAACUAAGAGCAAUUCCUCAUAGUGAUAUCCAAAAAAUUCUCAAGAUAAGCUUUGAUGGACUUGAUUGUGAUACUCAGAGUGUUUUCCUUGAUAUCGCGUGCGCCUUCCAUGGAUUUUCUGAGGUUGAAGUUACCGAAACAUUAAAUGCAUGUGGUGUUUAUUCUAAAAGUGCAAUUGCAACUUUGGUCCAAAAAUGCUUGCUCCAAAUUAGUGGUAUGGAUCAUGUUGUGAUGCAUGGUUUAGUGCGGGAUAUGGGAAGAGAAAUCGUUCGCAUGGAGUCACCUUGAGAUCCUGGAAAACGAAGUAGAUUGUUCAACCCUCAAGAAGUCUGUGAUGUUCUACAAGGAAAUAAGGGUUCCAAAGAGGUAGAAGUACUGAUGGUAGAUCCCUGGGCUUUAAAGGGUGUGAAGUUGUGGACCAAAGCAUUUAAGAAAAUGAAAAAUCUAAGGGUUCUUAAAAUUGACUAUGUACAUAUUAGUGGAGAUUUUGAGUUGCUAUCAAAGGAGCUCAGGUGGUUGUCUAGGAAAAGAUGUCCUUUAAAAUGUAUACCAUCAAAUUUUCCAGCAGCGAAACUUGUAGUAUUAAAUAUGCAAGAGAGCAAUAUCCAAGAGUUUGGUUUGAAGUUGCAGUGUUGUAAAAGUUUGAAGAGGCUGGAUCUCUCUGGUUGCAAGCACCUCAUAAGAACUCCAAAUUUUGGUGGUUCACGAAGUUUGGAAACUCUCUGGUUUCGAGAUUGCUCAAGUCUGAUGAAGAUCCAUCCAUCAAUAGGAAAUUUGGUCAGACUGAUUAAUCUAGAUUUGGAUGGUUGCAAAAAGCUUACGGAUCUUCCGAGCAGCAUAUGCUAUCUAAAAUCCCUUCCAGCCUUGGUAAUUAGUCGCUGCCCAUCUAUACAUAUACAGCUAGUUGACAUUGGAGAUAUGCAAAGUCUACGACGAUUUUAUGUAACUGCUAUGGAUCAAUUGCUGGAUCUGUUGAAAUGCUAAGAAAUCUUGAAAUUUUUGAAGUGGGAGGCCUAGAUUUUGAGGCUAAAAGGAGUUUUUCUAGAAGAAGAGUCCACUCCAUACAAUCCUUGUCGACUUCUCUUCAGCAUUUAAGCAUUCAAUAUUGUGGUUUGUCUGCGGCUGAUAUUCCCUAGGAUAUUUGGGAGUUUAUACUGCUUAAAAUCUUUAUGUUUGAGUGGCAAUAGUUUCUACUGUCUACCCUUUGGGUUUUCUAAAUUGCGAUCCUUGCGAGCGAUCGUAAUCUCCCUUCAAAUUUAAAAUAUCUCAAAGUGUUUUAACGUUGCAAAUUGCAAAAGAUUGUUCAAGAUUGCAGAGUUGGAUAACCUCCCUUCAAGAUUGCAGAGUUGGAUAACCUCCCUUCUAUUGAGCGGGUCGACAUGCUUAAUUGCACUUCACUGCAGAAUCCAUUGGAUGAAGGCUUCUUUAGCGCACCUGCUCUAGCAUUGCAAUCCAGAGAAAAUUCAUUUCCGGUUACUCCCUCCCUCCCUCCCCCCCGCCCCCAAAACAA